Molecule: messenger RNA, 1679 nt
Organism: Astyanax mexicanus (Mexican tetra)
Lineage: Eukaryota; Metazoa; Chordata; Actinopteri; Characiformes; Acestrorhamphidae
Gene: tomm20b
Product: translocase of outer mitochondrial membrane 20b
Exons: 6
Coding region: 130-549 (139 amino acids)
Biological process (GO): protein targeting; tRNA import into mitochondrion; protein import into mitochondrial matrix
Cellular component (GO): mitochondrial outer membrane; mitochondrial outer membrane translocase complex
Molecular function (GO): transmembrane protein transporter activity
Source: RefSeq, a predicted model, not a curated record
UGCUGCUGUAUGGGGUCUUUCCUCUGCUCCUGUGCUGCAGGGGUCAUGCUGAAAAUCACACAGUGGAAUUAACAGCUUUCCCCUCAGAAUAUUCACAUUCCCGAGUCGGAGCGAGCCGAGUGCGGAGUCAUGAUGGGCGGCAGGACGAGCGCUAUCGCGGCGGGGGUCGGCGCGGCGCUGUUUGUGGGAUACUGUAUUUAUUUCGACAGGAAGAGAAGGAGCGACCCGAACUUCAAGCGCAAGCUGAGAGAGAGACGAAAGAAGCAGAAGGCAGCACAAGAAAGAGCUGGACUAUCAAGGCUACCAGACUUAAAGGAUGCUGAAGCAGUUCAGAAGUUCUUCCUUGAGGAGAUUCAGCUUGGAGAGGAACUGUUGGCACAGGGAGACUAUGAGAAAGGAGUGGACCAUCUGACCAAUGCCAUUGCAGUGUGUGGUCAGCCUCAGCAGCUUCUACAAGUUCUGCAGCAGACUCUGCCUCCACCAGUUUUCCAGAUGCUCCUCACAAAACUGCCCACCAUCAGUCAGGAGGAAACCAAUUUCACCAUCUGACUUGUUGCAGCGAUGUUUUUACUGUACCAUGCUGGAAUUCACGCAUCGUCAGUGCACAGAGCAUGAGCGAUGAUGACAUCGAGUAAGAAGAGGCCCUGUUAUUUGUGCGACGCUCCUCAGUGGAACCUUCUCACAGCUGUUUUACUCCUCCACCAACAAUUCGCUCUCCAGUUUCUCCCCCUUCUACACAGACCACAUGCUAAUCCCUCUGAUGAGAACACUGAUUGUGUGAUCUGUAAAAGGCUGAUUUAGCCUGUAAAUUAUAUCAUGUUAAAUAUAUCAGUGUAUUACUGUGUGUGAUCUGGCAACAUUUAUUAUUAACUUCUAGCUCGACACUGUCAGCUAACUAACUAACAAGCAGCCAACACAGUGAUUAGUGUUUUCAACCAGUGUGUAAAUGGAUAAGAAAGAGAAGCAUGGCCUUCAUUUAUAUUUUCAGAUUUCUUUAUUACAGAGUGUUACAUAUGUGACAAAAAAUCAGCAAAUAUGCAACAAGCAAAUGCUGCACAUUCACACAUCUUCCUCUGCCAAAAUGUUUACAUUGCCUGAGCCUGUUGUUUUCCGUCCCAUGCCUGGGGAGCACAAGCACUGUCUCAACUUCUGAAGGAAAUUAUCUGUCUUUUUUUACCAUUAAAGAAAAACACAAAUGUAAGUGUUUAAGUGUAGCAAGUCCUCAGGCCUGGAACUGAAACCCACUAGGCUAAUCAGUUACCAUCAAGAGUUCUAGUCUGUUGUAUGAAAUGGCAGGUCAAGAAAGGUUAGGGAGGCUGAACUUCAAAGCUAAAUUCAUUGGUAAGUUAAUUUGUUGCAUUGAGUUAAAAAGUGUUAAUUCAGUGCAGCUCAAAAUUACUGUAAACACUAAAUUUUAAUGAGCACUGUUUAACUGGUGAUAUCAAUAUCACAUGACCCAUGAAUUUAGCUUUGCAGUAACACCGCCCAGUUCUGUACUGAAAGAAGUGUUCUAUGUUCUAUUCGUUUUUAAAAACAUGUAGACCGUUUUAUGUAUUAUUUGUCUGAUGCCGCGGUACUUUUGAAGGUGCUUGAGUAUUGCCCUUGCUGAGGUCAUUUGUAAUGGAGAGUCUUCUUUUUUUAAAUCUCAAAACAAAUAAACAUAUAAAAGUUAUGGUGAA